This is a messenger RNA of Paramecium sonneborni, 1065 nucleotides long. Lineage: Eukaryota; Ciliophora; Oligohymenophorea; Peniculida; Parameciidae. The record is from the annotation of a GenBank genome assembly.
AUGAAUUCCUCUUAAAAAUUAAAGGAAUCUCAAAUUCCAGAAAAGGAAAAAGAUAAAAAUAAGACACAAAAGAGUAAAGAAGAUGCAAAAGAAGCUCUCAAAAAAAUUGUUGAAUAAGCUCGUUAAGCAAUACUAGAGAACAAGCUGAAUGUAACUUUAAUGCAAUAAAAAAGGCUACAGAAGAAGUUCAUAAAGCAAUGAUUGAGUAUAAAGAGAUUUUAGGUGGUGAAAAUAGUGUUCUUCUUCUUCCUGGGUUAUUUAUUUAGGCAGAAGCAUAUAUAGCAGAAGGAAAAUUAAAAAAAGCUGAAGAAUUUCUUCAGGCUGCUUAUUGGAAUCUAUAUUAAUAUAAUAAACCAAAAGAAAAAGGAAGUGAAGAUGGUAACAAAAUGGGAUAAGAUAUAUCAGAAAAGGAGAAUGCAGAGUAUAAUGGUCAGUUGCAUAAAAUAUUUUCAAAACUCUAUUUUGCUUAAAAGGAUUACAAAAAAGCAUUAACAGAAUUAACAAUUGGAGUAUUAAUUCACUCUAAUUUCUGUAUAGAUUUACACUGAUUCUUGCAGUUCUGAUCCCGAACAUCCAUUGACAAGUCUGAAUUAUUAUUAUAUGGGAUAAAUUUUCUAGUAAAAGAAAUAAAAUUCAGAAGCUGAAUAAUUUUAUGCAAAAGUAUGUUUCAUUUCCAUAAUUCUAGACUUCCUAAUGUUGGUAUAAAUAUUUAAAGAGAUAUUAUUAAUAUGGAACUCCCUCAAGUGAAAAUCUUCCAGAAGAUGUUAAUUUCAAAGAGGCUUUGUAAGUCCUUAAAUAAAUUGAAGGUUUUAUUUCUUUAUUAUAUUAGAAUAUUUCAGAAAACAUGUUGAUGAAAAUAGCACCAAAUUAUAUAUUAUGCCAAUCACAUAUAACUUAUAAGCUUAAGCUUUUGUUUACAAAAAACUCAAUAAUGAAGAACAAUAUAGACAUUAUAUGGGAUUGGCUUAUUAAGAAUUUCUUAUGCAGUAUGGAGAAAAUCACAAGAAGACCAAGAAAGUUACAGAAGUUUAGGAAGUUAUUAAAUAAAGGGAAAGAGAAUAUUGA